UUUCAUCAGCUUUUGUGGAACUCCCAUGUCGUGGGAAGCUGGCGUUUUCCAACUGUGGUUCUAGAGUGCAUACCUGGUCCGCGGCAAAACCAGCAGCUUCCUCCAGCCUUCUGACUUGAUCCGCCAGGUGGCGCAUCUCUCCACGGGAAUACAGCUAGUCAUAAAUGGAGGAAUAGUUGCCUGGCAACUGAAAACUGGGCAUUCCAAACAAUUGGGACCCGGGAUCCUCUGCGAGCCAAGUCCUGCUGCGGCUGCGCUAGUCUCCAGGGACUAAGCCUGUGUCUUUGAGCUUUUAAGCAUGCCUCACCCUCAGGAGCCUUUCUCGCAACCUCCGUUAGGUGACGAAGACACACAGUUGGGAAAUCUGCGGCCUUCUAAGAAACUGCCGCAUAAGAACCCAACUCACCUUGCUCAGCAGCAGGAACCAUGGAAUCGGCUCAGCUCUACGCCUACAAUCACCUCCAUGCUGCGAGAUGCCUGCUUUUUUGAUCCUAAGAUACCAAAGGAUGAUCUGGAUUUCCGCUUAGCAGCCUUGUAUGACCACCACACCGCGGCAUUCAAGAACAAAUCCGAUAUUCUGUUACACCAGGAGACCCUUGAGGACAUCCACAGAGGCAAGAUCCAGUUUCCUGGAGAAUGUUUCCACUCUCCUCCAGCCCCCAUUACUUCUCGGGCUAACAUCAGACACUGGAUCAACCCUAAGAAGGAAUCCAUCCAUAGCAUUCAGGGAUCCAUAGUGUCUCCUCAUACUGCAGCCACUAAUGCAGGCUAUUCCCGAAAAAAUGAUGGUGGCUUUUUCUCCACCUAAGUGGUGACAGACUGGGCUAAUUUCAUCAUGGUGGACCAUCCAGCCACCCAUCUUCAUUAAACAGGUUUCUUCAAGAUAAAGCCUGAAGUGUCUGCUGCCUGUCCCACUUUUGACCACUCUUUCCCAGCCCCACCCCCACCCUGAGACAGGCUAC
Molecule: messenger RNA, 962 nt
Organism: Acomys russatus (golden spiny mouse)
Lineage: Eukaryota; Metazoa; Chordata; Mammalia; Rodentia; Muridae
Gene: Cfap276
Product: cilia and flagella associated protein 276
Exons: 5
Coding region: 299-808 (169 amino acids)
Source: RefSeq, a predicted model, not a curated record